AUGACCCCGCUCCCUGGCCGCUGCGCCUGCGGUGCGAUCCGCUUCGUCAUCUCGCUGACGGACCCGGACGCGCAGGCGCGCACCAGCAUCUGCCACUGCCACGCCUGCAAGCGGUUCACCGGCGGUGAGCACGCCGUUACCACGCGCGUGCCGCGCUCCGCGUUCGCCUUCACGCGCGGCGCCGAGCACGUCCGUGUCCACGAGGCGGAUAUGGGCAGCAGAAGCGACGGAGACCGCGGGGAGGAAGGAGAAGGGCAGGCGGGAGGGGGGCGGAAGAGUGCCCUGCACCGCGAGUUCUGCGGCGUAUGCGGGGGGCCGUUGCUCGAGUACGGGCCCAACGCCGGCGACAACAUAUACGUCUUCUACGGCACGCUGGAAGACCACGCGCGCGGCCAGGUCGAACCCCGGGGCGAGUUCUUCUGCCGGCUACGAGACCCCUGGAUGCCCGAAAUAGAAGGGUUAUUCCAGAAGCAGGAGAUCAAUGAAUGA
Molecule: messenger RNA, 489 nt
Organism: Durotheca rogersii
Lineage: Eukaryota; Fungi; Ascomycota; Sordariomycetes; Xylariales; Xylariaceae
Product: Mss4-like protein
Exons: 3
Coding region: 1-489 (162 amino acids)
Molecular function (GO): carbon-sulfur lyase activity
Source: RefSeq, a predicted model, not a curated record